AUGAUGAGUUUGGUAGCCGGGCAUCUCAGUAAACUUUUUCAUGAAUGGAAAAAGAUUACUAAGGAUGGCUUUAUUUUAAAAUGUAUAAACGGUUACGAAAUUCCGUUUUCCACAAACCCACCGUUAGCAUUAAGCUAUUCUAAAGAGUUAGUGUCUUUACUUGCGUUAGCGACAGCUCACAGAGUCCAGACAUUAUCGCUGAUUAAAAUAAAAAAUAUUGUAUUUUCGGAAGGUGGAACAAAAAUCAAAAUAACAGAUCACAUUAAAACGUCAAGAGUCGGAGUCGCACAACCG
Molecule: messenger RNA, 294 nt
Organism: Cotesia congregata
Lineage: Eukaryota; Metazoa; Arthropoda; Insecta; Hymenoptera; Braconidae
Source: the annotation of a GenBank genome assembly